AUGACCUUUCACGUACGCUUGCCGAUGAGCAGUCCUGUCGCCCAGCAGAAUGCGACCUACAUUCUGCAGAUGAUUCGACCGUUUCCAAACAUGAUGACGCGCAAGGACACCCUGCCGCCCUUCAUUCAUCACAGUUUAGGGUCAACUGAUUCAGGACUGGCCUUCCCCGAGCCACUGGCCAACUGCAUGAGCAUCGCGCGCAUGUUUGUCUGGCGCACAUCAGAAACCCGGGAAUUUGUCUGGGAGACGAUCUGGUCAGAGCAAAGGAAGCUGGCAGAUAAGGCUGCGAGUUACACCCCUGAGGAUCUCCUGGCAUCACUCCAGGCUUGUAACAUUUACGUCAUCAUGCGCAUGGUCGACUACAGCCCGGAGCAUGCGGAGAAAGAUCUGGAAACCAUGUUGUGGUGUUACCGCAUAUCUGACCGUCUCAUUAACUCUCUGGAUGGAGAGUUCGGAGUCAGCGAACAUGACCGGCCCAACCAAAUGUGGAAAGACUGGAUAUUUGUAGAAUCGCAGCGAAGAUACCUGUCCGUCUGGUUUCUGCUCACUCGGUUGAUCAGCAUGAGAACCGGCAUUGGAUGCCCUUACGUCGAUGCAUACCUGUCGCUUCCUUUACCCGCCCCUCGGUCGCUGUGGGAGGCCGCCUCUGCAGAGGCAUGGAAGGCUGAGUACGACUGCACCUACACGACGCCAGAGUUGCCUCGGCUGCGCACCUUCGGAGAACUGGUCGAAGCUCAGAAGCCAACGAAUUACACCCAGUUCAUGCACAAGCUUGAUCUCUGGAACGCGGACGCCGACAGCCUGGGCAUGAUGUUGACGCUGGCAACUGCGAUUAUGAAGUAG
Messenger RNA from Capronia epimyces CBS 606.96, 843 nucleotides. RefSeq lists its product as uncharacterized. Lineage: Eukaryota; Fungi; Ascomycota; Eurotiomycetes; Chaetothyriales; Herpotrichiellaceae. The record is from RefSeq and is a predicted model, not a curated record. Bases 1 to 843 code for a protein of 280 amino acids. The transcript has 4 exons.